AUGCAUUACGCUCUACUAUUCCACAAUUCUGUGCAUUUGUCACCGAAUUUUCUAAUUUAAUAUCUCCUUCUGUAGCAUUCACGCUUUUUUGAUUCGGUUUCUUCUUUCUAGGGUUUAACAGUACCAGCAGUUCAUGGAGGAGGAACCAGUGGUGUCGGGAACGGCGAAUCGCCGUACGAAACGAACGAGAGUUCAAACUAGGGUUAACGAGGAGAAAAAUGUGAAUGAGGAAGAGAGAGAAGAAUCGUCCGACGAUUUUGAAGAAUCUCGCGGUAGAGCUAAGCGGAGUAAGGCUGUUGGAGGCACUUCAGCUGCUGCUUCUGGAAAUGCUCAUCUCAGUUUAAUUGAUGUUGUCAAAGGUGAUAGGAGACAAAUUCCUCUAGUGGUCAAGCAUUGGGUGGAACACUAUGAGAAGAACCCGAAAGCCGCAAUGGCUGUACUCUUGAGCAUGAUGUUUGAGGCAUGUGGAGCAAAAUAUCAUAUUGAAGAAGAUUUCUUGGACCAAACUGAUGUUGAUGAUGUAGUAGUUGCUCUUGUAAACAUGGCUAAGAGGGGUGAAGUUGAAGAUUAUCAAAGUUCAAAAAAGAAGGACUUCAAUAACUUCAAAGAUAACCUUGUCUACUUCUGGGAUACUUUGGUUGCUGAAUGUGAAAAUGGACCACUUUUUGAUAAGGUCUUGUUUGACAAGUGCAUGGACUAUGUGAUUGCACUAUCAUGCACCCCUCCUAGAGUAUAUCGUCAGGUUGCUUCAUUAAUGGGGCUACAACUUGUUACAUCCUUUAUACACGUCGCCAAAGUUCUUGGUGCGCAGCGCGGAACCACUCAGAGGCAGCUAAAUGCUGAAAAGAAGAAGAAAGUGGAUGGGCCUCGAGUUGAAUCACUAAAUAAAAGAUUAUCCUUGACCCAUGAAAAGAUAACAAUAAUAGAGGAGAUGAUGCGGAAGAUAUUUACUGGGCUAUUUAUGCACCGUUAUCGAGACGUCGAACCGGAUAUCAGAAUGGCAUGCAUACAGUCAUUGGGUGUUUGGAUCCUGUCAUACCCCUCCCUGUUUUUGCAGGAUUUGUAUUUGAAAUAUCUUGGAUGGACAUUGAAUGAUAAAAGUCAUGGUGUAAGGAAGGCUUCAGUCCUUGCACUGCAAAAUCUUUAUGAGGAGGAUGAUAAUGUUCCAUCUCUUGGCCUUUUCACGGAGAGGUUUUAUAAAAGAAUGAUCGAGCUUGCUGAUGAUGUUGAUAUUUCCGUGGCAGUAUGUGCUAUAGGACUUGUGAAACAACUGAUAAGACAUCAACUUGUUCCCGAGGAAGAAUUAAGUUCAUUAUAUGAUUUGCUAAUUGAUGAUCCACCAGAAAUCAGGCGUGCCAUCGGAGCACUAGUGUAUGAUAACCUGAUUGCCCAGCGAUUGAACAGUUCACAAUCUAGUUCAGGGGAUAAUACUGAUUCUUCUGAGGUUCAUCUGAGUAGACUGCUGCGCAUAUUGAGAGAGUUCUCAAAAGACGAAAUGCUGAGUAUGUAUGUCAUUGAUGAUAUCUGGGAGUAUAUGGAUGCCAUGAAAGAUUGGAAGUGUAUCCUGUCUAUGCUCUUGGAAGAAGAGCCAUCAGCUGAACUAAGUGAUGUAGAUGCGACAAACCUAAUUCGGUUGCUUUCUGCGUCAAUUAGAAAGGCAGUCGGGGAGAAGAUUGUUCCUGCUAGUGAUAAUAGAAAACAAUAUUACACUAAAGCACAAAGGGUGAGAUUCUUUAGUUCUUUUGGUUGAUACUCUCUGAGACGC
Nicotiana tabacum (common tobacco) is the source of this 1765-nucleotide messenger RNA. The record is from RefSeq and is a predicted model, not a curated record. NCBI's taxonomy places the organism in Eukaryota, Viridiplantae, Streptophyta, Magnoliopsida, Solanales, Solanaceae.